GAGCCCGAGUGGGAGAGGCAGGCCAGUCGCCGCGAAGGCGACACAACCGCUUCGGACAGUCGCCUCCAGCCCAAAGCCCCAAGCCCCGCGAUGCCCUCACUCCCCUCCCCCUUCGCCGCCGGCGACUGCUCCGCCGAUAAGUUCGACCCCGACUACCUCUACUUCCUCCGCCACCUUCGCACCGAAGGCAGCUCCUAUGUCCUCGAGCUCCCGCCGGGCGGCGCCUCCCCUGCCCCCGUCAUCAGGUACGAGUCCCCCAUCGCCAUCUCCGACGGCGAAUGUGUCUCGGACCCCUCCCCGGGCGGCGCAAGCGCCAACCGCCGGGCGGAAGAGAGGGACUCGUCGGUGGAGGCGCCCCCCUCUUGGAUCGACUCCAUCGUCGACAUUGACGAGGAUUACCGCAUUUUCCUGCACCACACGUGCGUGGUGAAUAACCGCCUGAAGCUCCAGAUGGGGGGCGUCGUUGUGGACUACGAGCCGGACCCGGACGCCGCGCAAUCUGGAGGCAGCAGCGGGGUCGAGGAGCAAUCGGAGAAAGAUGCGGCCGUUGCUUCCUCGGGGGGAGAGGAGCAGGCGGUCGACUCAGAUGUACCGGUUGUAAUUAUGCCGGACCCGAACGCCUACGACUGGCGUGCAGAUCCAGCCCCUCGUCAAAGGAUGCAGGGUCAGGAAGAUAUUGGGCGCAAGGAUGCUCAGCCUCGCGUUGCUUCGUCACAUAGAUCAGAUGUUAUAUGGCCUCCACAUAUCAACCGUAGGCCAGAUUCAGACUUCAAGCGAAGAUUGAUGGAUGCUCUUCAGAAGCCAUUUAGCCGCAAAGAAUAUAUUAAGCUGUUUGACAUGGCUUCUAUUCGUACUCCUUUAGUGAAGUUGCGACAGGUGCGCAAUGAUGCAAAAUUCUACCCUACCGAGGAGAUGGGCAAUUCAUAUUUUGAUCAUUACCCUGAUCUUGUCGAACAAGUUACAAACACUAGCUUUUCCAAGGGUUUAGCUCUGAUGCGUGGAUUUUUCUUCUGGUUGCAGAAUAGUGCACACGAGGAUCAAUUCAGGCCAUGGACAGAUGAUCUGAAAGAUCAAGAGGUUAUUCCAUUGAUGGACUUAGAUUACCCAUUGCCUUAGUUCACCCAUCUUCUCUUUUGUGGAGAUUAUUCCCUAAGGGUGAAACCAUUCUCAGUACAGAAUAUCUGAUUUUUAUCAUUUUAUAUAUGGAGUGUGCGAAUAAGUACUGUAGCAGCCUGCUUGUGUUGCUCUUUCUCUUGGGAGAAUAAAUGUAUAUAUUGCUCAACUGGUGAAAGGAGAAAUCAUUCCCUGUGAAA
Molecule: messenger RNA, 1313 nt
Organism: Triticum dicoccoides
Lineage: Eukaryota; Viridiplantae; Streptophyta; Magnoliopsida; Poales; Poaceae
Exons: 4
Coding region: 91-1116 (341 amino acids)
Source: RefSeq, a predicted model, not a curated record